Molecule: messenger RNA, 3780 nt
Organism: Durusdinium trenchii
Lineage: Eukaryota; Dinophyceae; Suessiales; Symbiodiniaceae
Source: the annotation of a GenBank genome assembly
UUGCCGCUUGAUCGUUUAUGAUGCACACUGGGGAAGACGGUGAAAGCAGGGGGGCCCCACGCACGUCGCUGUGUAUGGCUCUUAUUGCCGCGCCUUUGCGCGUUCCAGCGUGGGGGUCCGAUGGACCUUGCGCGGGAAGGGACGCCACCAGGAACAAGGACAUCAUUGCUUGAUUUAUCCCCACCCCGCCGGUCUGACAGGCUCCCGCCCGUCGCCAGCCCACGGGCACGCUCCUUGAGUCCCCGACCGGCCGAGGAGUCACCCGUCGCCACCCCGAAGGGGAAGAAAAAGAAGAAGAAGAAGAAACGUCGGGGCAGCAAAGACAGCAGCCACAGCUGCCCACCAGGUCCUGAGGAGGACACGCCCUCGGACUCCUCAAGCCCCACCUUCCGUGGUCGGAGUUGCAAGGCUUCGGGCGCGAUGUCCCGUACGCCCUGCAAGUGGGGCGCCGAGUGCUACCGGAAGAACCCCGAGCACAAGCGCCAGUAUAGUCACCCUGGUGACCCCGACCACCCCGAGACCGAAGCGCCCGAACCGCCCGCGCGAGCUGUCGUCUCAGAGCCUGAGUCUUCAGUGGCGCCGGAAGCAGUUUUAGAGGAUGGAGGACCUUGGAGUACCGAUCACCUGGACCGGCACGACUCGGUGGCCUCGGUGCCGCGCAGCUCCGCCUCGGCGCCGCUGAAGAGCGGCUCCGACCUGGACCUCCCGGGCGACGACGGAGGAGCAAGCUCUUCCAACGCCGCUGGUGUUGCCAGAAGCAGCUCCUGGCAUGGUUGGGUUGCCUCUUCUUUUCCGAGCAGCAGUCACCAUGAGGUGCUGAACAACGAUCUGGAGUCCGUGCACGAAGGCGAUGAAAAGAGGAGCGGAGGCAGCGGAAGCAGCGGAGGUGUGGCAGUAGAGGCCAAGCUCGACGUGGUGGAGGCGGUCUCCGUGGGUCGCGUGGGCCGCACCGCCACGCGCCCCGUGUGCCGCUACGGCGCCAGCUGCUACCGGCACGGCGUGGAGCACCGGGCAGAGUAUGCGCAUCCCGGCGACCCGGAUCAUCCGGAGACCACCACACCCAUCGGCGCAGUAGGGAGAGAGGUUCCAGCGUCCAAUGCAGAAGAGGAGUUCGAAGAGCUGGAAGAUGUCGAGGCGCCAAGGACUCCGGAAGCAGACGGUGAGCUCGAGGAGGAUGACCAAUCUGUGCCGGAGCGCCGCAACUCUGGGAUCGACUUCGCCUGCCCUCCCAAGAAUUGGAAGCAAUGCAAAUUUCAUUUGUGCUUAGCUUGCACAACAGUUGUGGCUGGCAGCCUCGUCAGUUUUACUAUUGUGCUCUUCUUGAGCAUGGUCACCCUGCGCGAAGACCAACAGUUGAUCGAGAAGACUUGGGACGGCGAGCGGAUCUCGGACGGCCCUGGCGUGUACAUCAGUUGGCCCGGCGGACGCCUGGGCGAGUACGUCAUCCGGGAAGUCGAUCGUUUGUCGCCCCUGGAGUACGCGGUGGUGAAGAACCGGCGGACGCAGGUGGUACGGCACCAGCUGGGGCCUGGGCUGCUCUUCAUGCGGGCCUUUGAGGACUUAGAGGAGAUUCUACCUUUGAAGAAGUUGCAGCUGACACAGUACCACCGGCUCAUCGAUGAACUGGUGGGCGAUGAGCGCAUCGUGCGCGGUCCCACAGCCUAUGCUCCAGAGCCUCUAGAGAAGAUUGCGCAACAGUGGUGUUGGAAAAGCCGCUCGUUGGUGCAGGACGAGGGCGAGAGUUUGGGUGAAGAUGCCAAUGUCGCCACGCUGGAGAACUGCAAGUUGAAGUGCGAAGGCCUCCAAGGCUGCCAGAGCUUCACCACAUGCCAGCAGCAAGGGACGACGACGUGCCACUACAAGGACAAGUGGACCAACGAGCAUUUUCCUGCAGCCACCACCUCGAGGACCUCGACGUCCACCACCACCACCACCUCCACCUCCACCUCCACCAGCUCCACGUCCACUUCAAGCACCUGGACCUCUGCUGUCAACGGGUCGAAUGCGACCAGCACGACGGCGAGCGCGAGUCCGGUCGAGGAUUCAUCGUCCAACGAAACAUCCACUCUCACUUCCACAGUGUUCAGCAACGCCACCACCACAACUAUGAUUGACCUUCCAGAGAACGUUUCUGAGAAUGUCUCCUCGUACAACACCUCGGACCGACGCCUGGCCGAAGCCUGGCGCAUCGAGGACUGCCAAACGGUCUUCAUGGAGCCGUGCUCGGAGGACCUUCCAGAGGAGGCCGUGAUGAUCAACGUCUUUUGGGGCAUGAUUGUGGAGAACAAAUCGUCAGGCCUCCUGCGCUUGGUGAAGACCCCGGGGCUUUUCUUCCCGGAGGCUUACGAGGUUUUGAGGGAGUGGCGUCCAGCCAAGCUCAUCGAUGAGCUCUCAUACGCUGCCAUCAAAGAUACCUUGACGGGCGAGAUCACGGUCCGCCCGGGGCCGACGCUGGUGAUGCUCGAGGCCUACGAGGAGCUACUCAUGAUCGGGAGCAAAGUCGUGAUCAAAAAGGACGAAUAUCUGCGGCUCAUCGACCAGCGCACGGGUCAUGAGCGAGUGGUCCUGGGCCCAGGCGCUGUCUCGCCCGGCUACGAGGAGGUGAUGCCAGAUGGCGUUCAGGCAGCUGCGAUGAUCGACGACCUCACGUCGGCCGUGUCCUUGGACCGGACCACCGGUCUCCGCAGUUUGCACGCCGCGCCGGUGUCCACGGGACUGCUGAUGCCCGCCGCGUAUGAGACUCUGCUCGAGGUUCGCCCCAGGAUUCGUGUCCUGGACCACCAGGCGGUCGUCUCCAAGACGGUGGCUGGACAGCUGACGGUGCACACGAGUUCCUUCUUCCUAGCGCCCUUUGACGAGAUCUUCGCAUUCCCGUGGUCUCUCUACCAGGACUACCAACCGGAGCCUGCGCCCAAAAUCAGCGCCACGAUCUUGGACCUUCGAGUGCAAAGGUUGCCGUGGCGCUUCCUGGCUCUGACGCAAGACAACGUCCGGCUCGAGCUCACAGGGAACACCUUCUGGCAGAUCAGCAAUGUGGUGACCAUGGCCACUGCCACCGAGGACGCCCCCGCCGACGUCGCCGCGCGGAGCCGGGCGGAGGUGCUGAGCCGAGUGGCCGAGGCCAAGUAUCGUGAUUUCAUGGCCUCUUUGUCCUCGAUUACGGCGGCGACCACUGCGCAUUCCAGCAGUGACAGCUUCUAUUCCCAACGAGGCCUCUCCGUGUCGCGGGUGGAGAUCAUUGGGUAUGAAGCUGUGGACGAGGGCGUUGCCGAGGUGCUCCGCAGCACGGUGGUCGAAGUCACUGCGCAGGUGAACCGGCUGAUCCAGGCGCAGACCUUGAUCGAUGUGAAUGCUUCCAAGAUGUCCGGGGAGAUCAGGUUGGAGAAGCUUCGGACGGCCUUUAUCACACACAAAGCCAACAAUGACUUGCUGCUGGCCAUGAAUGAAGGGGCCAAAGAGGGGACCAGGCUUGUGGAGGAGGCAAAGACCUUCUUGGACGGUUUGAACACCUCCAUCACCGAGGCCGUGAGCCGCGUGGAUUUGUACAGGCAAUACCACGAGCAGGAUGCCAUCAACGAGUUGACCAAGCUCUUCGCAGACGGCCCUUCGAAGUUUUACCUUCAUGCAAACGACACGGACCUCGUGUUGUCCAACUAUCGUACCGAGUUGUGAAGGACUCGGAGGUCCCCCCUGAGUCGUUGGUCUCACGGAAUUCGCGGAGCGCGGGGAGCAUCGGUGGUCCCGCGGGAGGGCGCCGGCGAAGGCCCGGGCAGUCGCUGG